AUGUAUAUAAAUAUUAAAAUUUAAAACAAAUGGCAGUCAUCACUACUUCUCUCGUCGAAGUACUUGGUGAUAAAUCUAACACCACGUGAAGGCAUCACACCCCAGUCUUACCCUCCGCCCCCGUCCACGCACCGAGGUGAUUAUGGGACGCUGGGACCAGCCCUGUGACGCCGCUCCAGCCGCUCCCAACGCCCGGCGGACCCUGCCCUCUCAAGUCCACCCAGAGCUCCAUUCAAAGUGCUGAGAUUCGGGUGAGAGCCACGUCCAGCCUCACACCGCACGGGAGAACACGACAGAACUGAAGGCAGCGGGACAAGGACUCUCCACUUUGCUGAAAUCACUUCUGGGACCCUGAUUCUGUCCAGAGAGUGGAUUUUUUUUUAGAACAACAGGGAGCAGCUCCUGCAGAGAUAAAGAGUGGGGGGCACCUGCAGCCAUGAUGGAGGUGAAGACGUCCCUUCUAGACAACAUGAUCGGGGUGGGAGACAUGGUCCUCCUGGAGCCCCUGUCUGAAGACUCGUUCCUGGACAACCUGAAGAACCGCUUUGACCACAAUGAGAUCUACACGUACAUUGGCAGUGUGGUGAUCUCCAUGAACCCCUACAGGUCACUGCCCAUCUACACGCCAGAGAAGGUGGAGGAGUAUCGCAACAGAAACUUCUACGAACUUAGUCCACACAUCUACGCGUUGGCAGAUGAGGCCUACCGAUCCCUGAGGGACCAGGACAAGGACCAGUGCAUCCUCAUCACGGGGGAGAGUGGAGCUGGGAAAACCGAGGCCAGUAAGCUGGUGAUGUCAUAUGUGGCAGCGGUGUGUGGGAGGGGCCAGGAGGUGAACAAAGUCAAGGAGCAGCUGCUGCAGUCCAACCCAGUACUGGAGGCGUUUGGAAACGCCAAAACAGUGAGGAACGACAACUCGUCCAGAUUCAUCAUGAUUCAAAUCAAAUGUGACCUGCAGUUGUUGCUUCUUCUUCUUUUUUUCUCUCCUUUUUUAAUAGAUCUGCUGGAGAAGUCCCGUGUGGUGAAACAGCCGAGGGGGGAGAGAAACUUCCACAUCUUCUAUCAGCUCCUGUCUGGAGCCUCUGACGACACGCUCAAGAAACUGAAGCUUCACCGCGACGUCAGCAAAUACAACUACCUGAGUCUGGACUCGGCCGCAGUCAACGGGCUGGACGAUGCUGCCAACUUCAGAACAGUCCGGAAUGCCAUGGAGAUCCUGGGUUUCAUGGCGGACGAGGUGCAGUCGGUGCUGGAGUUGGUGGCCGCCGUACUCAAACUGGGAAACAUCGAGUUCAAGCCCGAGUCCCGCUGUAACGGCUCAGAUGAAAGUCGCAUCAAGGACAAAAACGACUUGAAGGAGAUGUGUGAGCUGCUGGGCAUCGAACAGUCGGUGCUGGAGAGGGCGUUCAGUUACCGCACGGUGGAGGCAAAGCUGGAGAAGGUCUCCACCACCCUGAACGUGGCCCAGGCCUACUACGCCCGCGACGCUCUGGCCAAAAACCUCUACAGCCGCCUCUUCAGUUGGCUGGUGACACGGAUCAACGAGAGCAUUAAAGCACAAACUAAAACCCGCCACAAGGUCAUGGGCGUGCUGGACAUUUACGGCUUUGAGAUAUUCGAGCUUUUGUCUCAGGGCAUUGAGUGGACCAACAUCGAGUACUUCAACAACGCCAUCAUCUGUGACCUCAUCGAGAACAACCAAAACGGCAUCAUGGCCAUGUUGGAUGAGGAGUGCCUGCGACCCGGGACGGUCACCGAUGAGACGUUCCUGGACAAACUGAACACCGUGUGUGCCGAGCACCAGCACUUUGAGAGUCGCCUCAGCAAGAAUUCAAAGUUCCUCACCGACCACAGUCUGCCACACAACUGCUUCAGGAUACAGCACUACGCCGGCAAGGUUCUGUACCGCGUCGAAGGAUUCAUGGACAAGAAUAACGACCUGUUGUACCGAGACCUUUCCCAGGCCAUGUACAAGGCCAACCACAGCCUCAUCAAACAGCUGUUCCCUGAAGGCAACCCGGCCAAAGUCAACCUGAAGAGACCACCGACCGCCGGAUUCCAGUUCAAGGCCUCGGUCGGAACGCUAAUGAGGAACCUGCAGACCAAGAACCCAAACUACAUCCGAUGUAUCAAACCCAAUGACAAGAAGGCCUCCCACAUCUUCACCGAGUCCCUGGUGCGUCAUCAGGUUCACUACCUGGGCCUGAUGGAGAACGUCCGUGUUCGCCGAGCGGGCUACGCCUUCCGUCAGCCCUACGAGCCCUGUCUGGAGCGCUACAAGAUGCUGUGCAAACGGACCUGGCCUCACUGGAGAGGACCCGCCAGGGAAGGCGUGGAAGUGCUGAUGGCCGACCUCCAGGUUCCUGGAGAAGAGUUCUCCUAUGGACGCUCCAAGAUCUUCAUCAGAAACCCACGAACGCUGUUCUUCCUUGAAGAGCGACGAAGGCAGUGUCUGCAGGACCUGGCCACGCUCAUACAGAAGAUCUACCGCGGCUGGAAAUGUCGCAGCCAUUUCCUGCUGCUCAAACAGAGUCAGAUCGUGGUGGCGGCGUGGUACCGUCGAUACGCGCAACAAAAGAAGUACCAGAGGAUCAAGAGCGCCACCACGGUGGUGCAGUCCUACACCCGGGGAUGGCAGGCUCGUAAACUCCUGAGGGAGCUGAAGUACCAGAAGAGAUGUGAGGAGGCAGUGACCACCAUCUCAGCGUACUGGCACGGCACCCAGGCUCGGCUGGAGCUGCGACGUCUAAAACAAGAAGUGCGGAAUAGACACGCUGUGACAGUAAUUUGGGCGUACUGGCAGGGAACCAAGAUCCGCAGAGAGUACAGGAAGUUCUUCAGGGCAAACGCUGGCAGAAAGAUUUACGACUUCAUCAUUCAGAGGAUCAUGCAGAAAUACUUCCUGGGUCUGAAGAGCACGUUACCUUCCAUGUCACCCGUAGACCAGAGCUGGCCGGCUCGGCCGUAUCUCUUCCUGGACGGAGUCCACAGAGAGCUGCGGAGAAUCUUCCACCUGUGGAGGUGCAAGCAGUACAGGAGCCAGUUCACGCAGGAGAAGAAGGUGGUUUAUGAGGAGAAGCUGGAGGCCAGUGAACUCUUCAAGGACAAGAAGGCGCUCUACCCAAGCAGCGUGAGUCAGCCGUUCAGAGGAGACUACCUGGAGAUCAGCAAGAAUCCCAAGUACCAGAAACUGCACAGCGCCGUGGAGGAGAAGGUUCUGCUGGCGGACGUGGUGAACAAGAUAAACCGAGCGAACGGCAAGGGAACAGCCAGAAUCUUCCUGCUGGCCAAGAACAGCUUCGUCCUGGACGACCAGACGGGUCAGGUGAAGGCCAGCGUCCCUCUGCCGGACCUCACCAGUGUGUCGGUCAGCACGCAGAGCGACGGCUUCUUCGCCUUGAAGCUCAAAGAGGGCUCGGCCGCCGCCGUCAAAGGAGACUUCCUGCUCAGCAGCGAGCGCCUGAUCGAGAUCAUCACCAAACUCCACCGCACCGGGGCCACGGCCGCCGACAGGGAGCAGCUGGACGUGGACAUCUCUGACGAGUUCCUGGUCCAGUUCAAACAAGACAAAGUCUGCGUGAAGUUCAUCCAGGGAUCCCCCAAGAACGGCAACAGCGCCUCCUGCAAGCGCAAGAAUAACCGCCUGCUGGAGGUGUCGGUGCCCGCGACUGCGUAGGGCGAGGCGCCACCUACUGGUGCUGCUAGUGCUGCUCUGUUUGUGUGUAAUUUUGGAGGCAUUAGGACA
Messenger RNA from Cynoglossus semilaevis (tongue sole), 3745 nucleotides. It is a transcript of the gene myo1b, whose product is annotated as myosin IB. Gene Ontology annotation, cellular component: microvillus; brush border; cytoplasm. The coding region runs from base 437 to 3676 and encodes 1079 amino acids. Gene Ontology annotation, molecular function: actin filament binding; ATP binding; microfilament motor activity. The record is from RefSeq and is a predicted model, not a curated record. Lineage: Eukaryota; Metazoa; Chordata; Actinopteri; Pleuronectiformes; Cynoglossidae. The transcript has 28 exons. Gene Ontology annotation, biological process: endocytosis; actin filament-based movement; actin filament organization.